AUGCCUCCGAAGCGCAAGGCUCGCGGCGGCCUCGCCAACGAGGGAAGCAGGCCCUCUCCUCAUCGGCCCGGCGACACGAUCAUGGGCCAGCGCGACAGAGACUUCUCCGAGGGAGGCGGAAGAGGCGGCCGCAGUGGUAGGAACACUAGACGAAACGACCGCCGAGACUCAGCACAGGGACAGCAGCAAUCACAACAGCCGCCCGCGACGAGCUCAUCGAACCCCGCCCGCGUCACGUCCCCAACUGUCCCCAGACCUCCCUCGGCACCAUCUCAGUCGCAGCAACCAGCGCCGGCACCAGUCACAACCGACCAAGCGGCGGCUACCGCUGCUGCCUCGAUAUCCCACCCGCCCUCUCCGGUGCCGACAAAUUACUGCUACGAACAUAUCACCGACGAUGCGAUCGCUUCGUGGACGGCUAAGAGCCGACAAGAGCUGAUCGAGCAUGCGAAGCAGUCCAGGGUUGAUGUUGACAUUGAAGAGCUGACCAGCAUCUACCAAGAAUUCAUCCAUGCUGUCUUGGAGGGCCGCCUGUCGCCCGCCGACGCUGGCGCGUGCAUGAAAGAGAUACUCGGUUCGGAAUCGCAAGAAAUGAUUAAGGAGUCAUUUUCGUUCGAGCCGCACACUCUCUUCCUCGACACGCUGUCAAUCAUCUUCGACAAUGAUCGCGGACUCUUCAAGCCCCAGCUCCGCGACUUUAUCCAGUGCAGCGGCAUCUCCCCUGCCCUCCUCCGCCAGGUACUCGAUGCCCAGCUCUUGCAGGAUCUCGGCCUCAUCCGCACCACCUUCGUGAAGCUCGGAAUUCGCCACGCCACCAACCUUCUUUACCGACAAGCCAACUACAACCUGCUGCGCGAGGAGACCGAGGGUUACUCCAAGCUGAUGACCGAGCUUUUCACGACCAGCAGCUCGGAACCCCCCACAGCCGAGGCAGCCCACGCAGCAUUCGAGCGUCUCAAAGGCCUCAUCGGAACUUUUGAUCUUGACGUCGGGCGUGUUCUCGACGUUACGCUUGAUGUUUUCGCCGCCGUGCUUAUCAAGCAGUUCCGGUUCUUCAUCAAGCUGCUUCGCGUCAGCUCUUGGUGGCCUCGCAACCAAAACCCGCCCUCAUCCAUCUACGUGGGCGGUCUACCCAACUGGGCUCUACCUGAAAACUCACACUGGCAGUCGAGUGAUGAGUCCGAAGCAGAGGCGGUUGAAUUGAGACGACAGCGUGAUGUCGAGUUCUGGAACAGGGCUCGCGAAAUCCAUCUGGACGCCUUCUUCCAGCUUGGGGGAAGGGAGGUCACGGAAGAGAACCUCAAACAGUUGGAAGCGUCCGAGUCAACAUCCGAAGCCGAAGUCAACGCCGCUUCGGCGUGGAUGAAGGCAACAAAGACGCUCCCGCCUCAAGGCAACCGUACUGCUGCCCAGCUCCUAGGCUUCAAGUUGCGAUUCUACUCUUCCGACGCCCGAGAUGCCGCCGACGUGCUGCCGGCCAACCUUCUUUACCUAGUUGCGCUUCUCAUCAAGGUCGGAUUUAUGUCAAUCACUGACAUUUACCCUCAUCUCUGGCCUCUGGACGACGACAUGGAGACUUUGAGGGAGAAGCGCAUGAAGGAACUCGAGGAGAAGGAGAGACAGAGUCGACCCGGUGCCGCACAGAAUGCGCUCCUUAUGGCGGGUGCUCUUCCUGAUGACACAGCACCUGUGCCGACCACUCGCACACGGGAUAUCUCCGGAAAGGUGGAUGCGGACGCGAAGACCGAUGCCGGCGCGGAUGAGAAGGAGAAGCUACCGGAACCUAUGGAGCAGAAGGCGGCAUUGCUCAUCUGUCUGUUGACGAUUGGCGCCAUUCCGGAGUCUUUGUUCAUUCUUGGCCGGUUCCCCUGGCUCCCCGAGGCUUUCCCUGAAAUCCUUGACCGCGUACACCGCAUCCUCAACCACAGCAUUGAAAAGGUCUAUCAGGAAAGCCGACCCACACCCAUCUGCUCCGCUGAGUGUUCUGCCAAGUCGAUUGCCGACCUCGACCAGAGCGGCGUUCCUAAGGGCACUGUCAAGCUCACUACUACACCGACCAAGAAGUCCAUGAAGUGGCCUUUCCCCGACGGCUUCGACCCAAGAGACCAGCAUUACCGAUUUUACUGGGACGAAUGGGCCGACAAUGUCCCUGUUUGCCAGACCGUCGAGGAUGUCUUCACCCUGUGCGAUACCUUCUUGAACAUCUCCGGCGUCAACAUCGGCAAAGACCCUGCUCUACUGGCAAAGUUUGUUAGUAUCGGAGCUAAGAGUCUUGGACAAGAUCGGACUCAGGAAAACCUCGACCGCUGGCAGGAACUUCUCCGACGCAUUUUGGUUCCCGCCCUCAGCAUGACUACAGCCAACGCGGCAGUCGUGAACUCUGUCUGGGACCUUCUCAAGCUCUACCCCGUCACCACCCGCUACUCAAUCUACGCAGAGUGGUUCGAGGGCCAAAUAUCCAGACUUCCAGCCAUGAAAGCAGCCUUUGCCCGCACUCGCAUCGAGACCAGAGGUGUGAUGAAGCGCAUUUCGUUGACCAAUCUUAGCGAGAUGGCGAAGUCUUUGGCAAAGACCAGUUACUCAUCCCCGGGCAUUGUCUUCAAGGAAGCCUUGAGCCAGAUCGAAUCCUACGCCAAUCUUAUCGAAGCUUUCGUUGAGUGCGCAAAGUACUUCACUGACUUGGCGUACGACGUCCUGGUGUGGUCAUUGAUGAGCUCCCUCGGCGGCAAACAAAGAAGUCGCACCCAAGAAUCUUCGAUCCUUCUUACCAGCAAAUGGCUUCAAGCUUUGUCCAAGUUUGCCGGCAAGGUUUUUAAGCGAUACUCGAUUUUGGACCCGAGCCCCAUCCUUCGAUACGUCGAUGAUCAGCUGUUCAAAGGCAACUCUACGGAUCUGAUCAUUCUCAAGGAGCUCGUAGCCUCCAUGGGAGGCGUUGUUCAAGUCCUUGAUUUUACCGAUGAACAGAUUCUGGCCAUGUCAGGAGGUGAGGUGUUGCGCCGACAGACCCUGCUCGGUCUUCAGGACAAACGAUUCGAGUCGGGGCGCAGUGCCAAGCGCCUCAUGCAAUCAUUGACCGAAUCGAAGCUUGCUGGACGUAUUCUCAUCAACAUUGCUCAAUACCGCCAGUCAGCCAUCUUCAAGCUCCCUGAUGACGAGGCUCAUAUCAAGUACAUCGGUUCCGUUAUCGACGACAGCCACCAGAUCUUGGUUCAGUAUCUCGACCUCCUGCGAACGAACUUGGAACCACAGGAGUUUGAUGCCCUUGUCCCUGCCAUUGCGUGUUUGAUGGAUGACUUUGGUCUUGAUGCCAGUCUCGCUUUUCUCAUCGGCAGAGAAGGCGUCUCUCACGCCAUGUUUGCGAAGAAGCCGGAUGCUCCAGCUAUCGCGGAUACCGACGGAGAUGUGUCUAUGGUGCCGACUGGCGAAGAGACGACUGAGGCUGAAGAAAAGACGCUCACGCCACAAGAAAUUCGGGAGAAGGCGAAGAAAGACGCCAUGCGCCAGAUUCACGAAGCUCUUGAGCCCCUCGUCGCCUCCAUUCAGUCCAUCACGCCCGAGGCUUCUUGGAGCAAGCUCAGUUCUGAGUUCUACGUUCUCUUUUGGGCACUUCAACUUGGCGACAUCGAAGUACCUGCCGCAAGCUAUAACAGUGCCCAUAAGAGAAUUGCCAACUUGGCCAAGGAUCUCAACAGAGACCGUUCGGACAUGAGCCGCAGCGGCGUCAACAAGAAGAAGACCAAAGAGGCCGAACUUCAAAAGAUUGGCAACGAACUUCCCAAGGAGGCUGAUCUGCAGAUGAAGAGGGCACGCGUCGUCAGGGACUACAUGUCUGAUCGCAUGGCCACAUGGUUCACAGGUUCGGUUACCAAGCUGAACGGUAUUUCGGACGCAAUUCUGGAGCAAUGUUUGCUUCCCCGACUUGUGCUUUCCGCCAGCGACGCCGAGUACUGCUACGCCCUCAUCAGAAAGAUCCACAGCUUCGGUGCACCCAACUUCCGCUUGAAGGCUUUGUACGACCGAAUUUUCAAUGUCAACCGACUUCGGUCCAUGAUCUUCACUUGCACCGUUCGUGAAGCCGAGCAUUUCGGAAGGUUCCUGAACUGCAUCUUGAAGGACCUCGCCAAAUGGCACCGAGACUCCAAUGUCUUUGAGAGGGAAGCUGUCGGCAAGCGUAGCAAUCUGCUUGGCUUUGCAUCGGAAUUUGAUGCCGAGGGACAACCAACGGCGUACUACGACCACUCGCAAUUUCGAGACAUUCUGUACGGUUGGCACAAUAAGCUCAACCUGGCUUUGAAGUCCUGUCUCGGCGGCAUGGAGUGGAUGCACAUUCGCAAUGCCAUGACGGUUCUCAAGGCUGUUCUUGAAUUCUUCCCAGCCGUUACCUUCAUGGGCAACCAGUUCAUUGAGCAGCUCAAGACCAUCACCGAGCGUGAGGCAGCCUCCAAGACUGCGACAGCCGGAGAGGAAGGACACCGCGUUGAUCUUUCAGUUGCUGCUCAGGGUGCAUUGUCCGAGUUGCAGAGAAGGAAGGCGAAGUGGGUAUUGCCAGCAGGCUUCCGCCCAAAUAUGGUGGGUCGAUCAAUCACAACCCAGACAACAAGUAUGCUGACCACCACCCAGAACGGACAAGCCCAAGGAAAGACGAAAGAUGGCGAUGCGGCAGGUCUGCGCCCGACCGCUGCCGAAUUCAAGCCUGGCUCUGCCAAGAGUGCAGCAGAGCAGGAGGAUGGAGAAGUCAAGGACGGCAAGGAUGCCGAAAACCGACCGUCUGGUCCGUCGGCGCCCGCCAAUAUCGGUCAGAAGGAUGCCAAUCUUCCUCCCAAGCCCUCUGGUGCGCAGAGAGACUCAGCAAAACCCGGUGCUACCCCCUCAGCCAACUCUGCCGCCUCGAGCAAACCAUCAACGCCGAAGCCCCAUGUCGGUACCCCGUCAAAUAACGCACACCAGAGGGACGGCCCCAAACCUAUUCCUACGAGCGCGCCUUCAGGCCUGCCUAAGAGGCCCGACGUGCCUAUUCCAGGCCACUACCGCAACCACUUUCCUCCUGAAGGCCUGCCCGAACGCCGCGACCAGAGAGACAGCCGCGAGCCACGUGGCCCCAGAGAUUCUCGAGAACCCCGUGACUCCAGGGAUCAUAGGGAAUCACGGGACUCUAGAGACCCUCGGUUUGUUGAGCCCACUCGCCCUGACCGCAGCCGCGAAUUCGCCAAUCAGGAACGCCGUGGACCGGACGGCCCCAGAGAAGUCGGUCGCUUGUCAGAGAAGGACUGGCCCGGCAGACAAGAACCUCAGCGCCGCGAACACGGCACUCAUGAUCGUGACAACCGCCAGUCACGGGACAGACAGCCUCAGGCUAAUGGCCGAGCUUCUGAGCCUGGUCGACUUUCGAGAGACACAGUCAUGUCCACGCCACCCCCUCAAGCAGCACAGCCGCCACCUGAAGAGCCGCCCAUCAACUCUGCCCGUCUUGCUCUGAUCCAGGGUGACCAGCCAGACAGGCCCAGCCGUUCAGAAAGGCCACCGCGGUCAUCCGAGCCCGAUCGUCGCAGUGGCAGAGGACCUCGAGGAGGCGACUCGGACCGUUCUGACAUCAUCAACCCGGAGCGUGCCGCCUUGAUCGGAGAGACUCGCCCGGAGCCGCCAUCGCGUCCAGCACGGGAUGAGCCCAGAGAAAGAGGCACGCCUCGCGGCCACUCUCCCAGACGCAGUGGACGCUUCAACCCAGAUACCCCUGACGCCGGGAGAGAUGACAGACAUGGUCGCUCUCAUCACUCAGACCAUCGGUCUUCGAAUCGGGAUGCACACAAUGAGUCCCCAGCUACACAUCCACGAGCCGAUCGAGCUGGCGACCGUGACAGUAGCCGGCCUGGACAGGACAAGGGCAGGGAGGCAUUCCUUGGCCCCAGUCGAGGCUCUGAUCCCGAUCACACCCGCCAAGACCACAACUAUGGUCGCUUGAAUCCCAUCCAGUCUGUCGUCACGAACGAACCGCCCUCCGGACCUCGUGGUCGUGGCCGAACAUCCGCUCGAGGUGGCGGUGCCAUGAAUACUCCCAAUUCAAGAUCCGAUGGACGCUUUCCCGGCACCGAUAGCCCGGCGGCGCCUGACGAGAGGCAUCCACCAACCGGACCGGCCUCGGGUAGGGGGCGCAGGAAUCAAUACGACCCGAAUCAGAAUCAGUCCGUGAGCUCGCCUACGACAGCGACGCCCACUCCCAGCACACACCCCGACCGCGCUCGUGUCAUUAACUCUGGACCGCCUGGCCCACCAACUCCGGGUGCCGGAGGCCCAGCCACUGGAGUUCACCCUGAUCGCCUGGCCCAGAUUGCGCCGCCUCCGCCACCGCCACCUUCGGGACAGCCGCCCAACCAUGGCCAUUCCCGGCCGUCGCUGCCUCCUCUCAACACCCCUGACCGGCCUUCUGGAGGCGGCAACAGGAACGUCCAGACGCCCACCGGCAACUUCCCUGGUCCGACCGAUGGUGCACCCUCUGGACCCGCGUCAACUGACAGAGGUCGCGGUGGCAGUCGAAGGCAACUUGCGGGUAUCAACAAUACUUUGCAACAAGCCCAAGCUAACAUGCCGGACACUAGCCGCGGCACUACCAUCCGGGGACGUGGAGCAGCCCGCGGUAGCAUCGCUGGUUCCGACGCUCAAGUGUUGACCGGCGCGUCUCCCAUCUCGACUCCGACUCAAGAACGUCCAGAUCCAAUCCGGCAAGAUCGCGGCCAGGCUGAUGGAGAGGAUCACUCACGCAACGAGCACGAGCGCAGCAGAAAAGAACACCGCUCGGACCGCGGCCGACAGUCAAGACGAAGCAGCCGGGAACGAGAGCAGCGCAGUCAAGAACGCGAGAGGGAGCCCAAGGAGCCACGUGAGUACAGAGACCGGAGGUCAGGGGCCCAAGGCCAUUCUUCGAGCAACCGAGAGGAACGCGAGCCGAGACGGUCAGGACGGGAUCCUUCCGGUAGCACCAGAGACUCUCACUCCAAUGCCGCCCAUGGCAACAGCCGCGAGAACAUUGGUGGAGGUGGACGUGAGCCACGUCACCGUGGCGAUCGUGGCGAUGGCGUGCGUGCGGAUGGAGCACGAGGAGAAGCGGGUUCGGGAGGACGUAAUGAAGAAUGGGGUGGAAACACGCGAGGUGCGCCUAGAGGAGGACAACGCGAUGGCGGAUCGAGGCAGAACGAUGACCGACGUGAGCCGCGAGAGGAGCGUGGUCGCAAGAGGAGAAGCGAGGACGCCACCGGUCUCGGGAACGAUCGCGAGAAGAGGCAGAGACGUUAG
Molecule: messenger RNA, 7287 nt
Organism: Colletotrichum chrysophilum
Lineage: Eukaryota; Fungi; Ascomycota; Sordariomycetes; Glomerellales; Glomerellaceae
Exons: 1
Coding region: 1-7287 (2428 amino acids)
Biological process (GO): mRNA processing; mRNA export from nucleus
Cellular component (GO): THO complex part of transcription export complex
Molecular function (GO): mRNA binding
Source: RefSeq, a predicted model, not a curated record